Messenger RNA from Chinchilla lanigera (long-tailed chinchilla), 3601 nucleotides. It is a transcript of the gene Tnfrsf11a, whose product is annotated as tumor necrosis factor receptor superfamily, member 11a, NFKB activator. Gene Ontology annotation, cellular component: external side of plasma membrane. Gene Ontology annotation, biological process: lymph node development; positive regulation of bone resorption; mammary gland alveolus development. Gene Ontology annotation, molecular function: tumor necrosis factor receptor activity; cytokine binding. The record is from RefSeq and is a predicted model, not a curated record. Lineage: Eukaryota; Metazoa; Chordata; Mammalia; Rodentia; Chinchillidae.
GGCCCGCUGCCCAGGCUGCUGGCGCUGUGCGCGCUGCUCGCCCCGCUGCAGGUGACCUUCCAGGUCACUCCUCCGUGUGCUAGUGACAGGCAUUAUGGGCAUGCUGGGCGGUGCUGCAGCAAAUGCGAACCAGGAAAGUACAUGUCUUCUAAAUGCACUACUACCUCUGACAGCGUGUGUUUGCCCUGUGGCCCGGAUGAAUACUUGGAUACCUGGAAUGAGGAAGAUAAAUGCUUGCUGCAUAAAGUUUGCGACACAGGCAAGGCCCUGGUGGCGGUGGAUCCCGGGAACCGCACGGCCCCGCGGCGCUGCGCCUGCACGGCUGGGUAUCACUGGAGCCAGGACUGCGAGUGCUGCCGACGCAACGCGGAGUGUGCGCCCGGCUUCGGCGCCCAGCACCCUUUGCAGCUCAACAUGGACACGGUGUGCAAGCCUUGCCUUGCAGGCUACUUCUCAGAUUCCUUUUCUUCCACGGACAAAUGCAAACCCUGGACCAACUGUACUGUUCUUGGGAAGACAGAAGAACAUCAUGGGACAGAGAAAUCAGAUGUGGUUUGCAGUUCUUCUCUGCCAUCUAGAAAACUGCCGCAGGAGCCCCAGAUGUACUUGCCCAGCUUAAUCAUUCUGCUUCUCUUCGUGUCUGUGGCGUUGGUGGCUGCCGUCAUCUUUGGUGUUUACUACAGAAAAAGGGGGAAAGCAGUAACAGCGAAUUUGUGGCACUGGGUCAAUGAUGCUUGCAGUCGCCUAAGCGGAAAUAAGGAGUCCUCAGGUGACAGUUGUAACGGUGUUCACUUGGCAGCCUCUCCGCAGCAUGAAGUAAGUGAAGGUGUCUUACUGCUGACUCUGGAGGAGAAGAUGAUUCCACAAGAUAUGUGCUGUUCGGAUGGUGCUGGUGUCUUCAGGGGUGCAUGCGCAGGAGCUGGGCCCUGUGCUCAGGGCGAAGAAGCCAGGACAUUCUCUUUGGUUGAGAUUGAGGGGGACCCCUUCAGGCAGAUUCCCAUGGAAGAUGAGUACACAGACAGGCCCUCGCAGUCCCCAGACUGUUCACUGUUCCAGACCCAGCCUGGAAGCAAAUCCACACCCGCUUUCUCUGAACCCCUGGAGGUGGGGGAGAAUGACAGUUUAAGCCAGUGCUUCACAGGAACUGAGAGCACUGUGGAUUCAGAAAGCUGCAACGUCACGAAGCCCCCAUGUAGGACUGACUGGAUUCCCGAGUCCCCUGCAAAAUAUUCACAAAAAGAGGUGGAAGAUGGUGGUGGCCCACGCUGGGCAGCCAGUGCCAGCUUGGCAGACAGCUGCACAGGCUGUGGGCCUCCUGGGAAGGACCAUGAACCCUUCAUGAGUUCCCUGAAAUGUGGACACUUGCCCCAGUGUGCCUAUGGCAUGGGCCUCCCCACUGAGGAAGUAGCCGGCAGGGCAGAGGGGGGCGACACACCCCAGGAGGGGGAUGAUGUGAGGCUUCCAGGCUCCGCGAGGGCAGGCACUGGAUCUGGGAGCUCCUCCUGUGACCAGCCACCUGUAUCUGGAAAUGUGACCGGAAACAGUAACUCGACGUUCAUCUCCAGCGGGCAAGUGAUGAACUUCAAGGGCGACAUCAUCGUGGUCUACGUCAGCCAGACGUCGCAGGAGGGCGCGGCGGGGCCGGGCGGCGCGGGCGCGGACCCCCUGGGGCGCCCGGUGCAGGAGGAGACGCAGGGCUGCGACUCCUUCGCGGGCAACGCGCCGCGCUUCCCGGACUCGAGCGCGGCCGCCCAGGCGCCGCGGGGACCUCUCGGGGCGGCGCGGCCGGUGCAGGAGCAGGGCGCGGGCUGAGCGCGCCGGCCGAUCCGGAUCCGGAUUCCGAUCCCUCCGGACCUCGGCCGAGCCCGGACGGGUGCGCGAACUUGCCUGGCGUUCUCCGCCCGCUUUCCGAGGACCCGGGCCUUUUGAAAAGCGAGGGUGCAUUGCGACGGCUCACUGUGAGCACAGCCUCCCCUUCGCACCGGCGCACAGCGCCGCCGGCCGGGGUCCACCCGCUCCCGCCGCGGCUUUGCCAGCCCGCACCCGUCCCUCCUCGGUGACGGCCCCUUUGACAUCUUCGGUUUAUGACGGUCUUGGUCCGUGUAGAUCCGUUUUCCUCCCUAUGUUUCACUUUCUUUCUUAACAUCUUGAUUGUUUCUUGCACCUUCUUUUCCUAUUUAAGGAUAUAUAUAUAUAUUUCCACUCCUCACAGUGUUCUGCUGAUGGCUUUCCAAGUGUGUGUCUGAGGACUUUCAGGGAAAGGCUAGACCUGUAAAGCCUGGAAUGAGCUGCAGGGUACAUGUAGAGGGACUUUUAUUUCCUGGCAAAUGUUCUGUGUCCCCAUUUUUCUAAAAGGAAGAAAAUGGGAGCUCUUGUUUUGCCCCCAUGCAUGUUUUUAAGUUUGUAUAGUUCCUGGAGCAGAACUAAGUUCAGUGCAUGGCCUUGCCCCCUACCUAGUUUAUUUAUCCACACCAUCAGAGGCAACAGGUAUUUGGCAGCUGUCUAAAAAAAAACUGGCAACUAGACCUCUAAAAAUUGCUGCACAUAGCAUUCUGAAUCUUGAUGUCUCUGAAGAUGACCAAAAAUAAAUAAAUAAAUAAUAGGACACUGAGUGUGCCCGCCCACAAAGUGAAAAGAAGGUGCCAGGGAAGUUCAAGAAAGAAUAAAGUUGACAUUAUUUGCAUUUUCUCUUUCUAGAGAUGAAUGCCAUAAUUAUGCUUAAGCAGUAGGUCCUCCUUUCUUCCUAAAUAAUUGUGCAUCUGUCACUUGGCCUUGAUGAAAUAUCCCUACUUUUCCCAGUGCAUUUAAUUUACAAAGGAAAUCCUCAUGUUGUGAGCAUAAGAGAGCGUCUUAUCCUACCUUAUUCUCUUGGCACUGGUCCUCCUGCAAAGAAACAGAAUGUAAGUCAGCCUGGGAAGAAGUCACGUGGGUGGAUCUAUCUGUUGUGGCCAGUGAGCCACGAUGGUUUUCCUUAAUACUGGAGAAACGUUAAAUCACCGAAGCAAAUUAAAAGUAAUGUGGCACAUCUGGCAGGUGCAAGGGUGGUAAUGGUGGUCACCGUGAAGACUGUAAUGGCCAUAGAUGUCCACCUGGAGAGAAUGGCUGUGCAUCAUCUCUCUCCUCGUUUCAGUUCUCCUGGAAGUGCUGGUUGGUAGCAGCUGAUUGUGACUUUCAAUGCAGAGGCAGAGAACAGCUCUGUAAUUUAUGGGAUCUUCACUCUGCAGGUACAAAGAACUUCAGGAAUAACUGCAGUGCGAGAAUGAUCUGUUGGUGGGAAUUUACUGUCUUUUCUGCCCUUUUAGUUAACAUUCACCCAGAAUGAGAUAUAACAAAAAUAGCGGAAAAAACAUUACACCUUUUGAUUCAGAAUAUAUUAAACAGACAGAAUAAUAGUUCACAAAGUAGGAUGCUGAGCUAAAAACCCACGUUUCUACUGUGACUGUCAUUAUCUUACUUCACCUCUCUGCUUUCAUUUUACUUUCUAUAAAAUGACAAUAAUAAUUUAUCAUAGUUUUUCUACCCAGAAGUAUCAAAUGGAUGCUACAGUGAAUGUUAAAGUAUCUUGAGCUCCUUAAAUAAAAGGUGCCAUAUUAAUACAUGA